Messenger RNA from Nicotiana tabacum (common tobacco), 1171 nucleotides. Lineage: Eukaryota; Viridiplantae; Streptophyta; Magnoliopsida; Solanales; Solanaceae. The record is from RefSeq and is a predicted model, not a curated record.
CAGCUUUAGAAGCACCGCUGCUCAAUUUGAAAGGCCAAAUAAAAUAUAAGGAAAAGAUCCAUUUUCUACAAAUUAAAGUAUGAAUUCAAAAUACUAUUCCUCCUUCUAAAUGGCUGAAGAACAGAAGCAGCAAACCACAACUACUGCCAUGGAGAUGAGGGAAAUGCGUGCGCUAAUCGAGACGUUGUUUAGAGAAUUGAAUGCCAGACAAGACAAAUUUGAUCAAACAAUUCAACAGCUUAAGGAAUACAUCGAAUCUUCUACCGCUCAAGAGAAACCUGCCAUGAAUGCCUCCUCUGCCAGCUGUGGAAACUCAUCUAUGCUUCAGGAGGAGAAUAUGAAGGGACGCGGAAAAACCCUAACCACCACUGAACAUAAUAAGAGGCGAGCCAAAGGUCUCCGUUUAUUUUGUGAUGAAAAAUGUAGCAACAAAGAGAGAAAGGAUGUUGUUGGCCUUCCAACUGACGAUGACGAAAUAGAUCCUAUAACUUCAGAGAAAGAAGACGCCAUGCUAAUAUCUAUUGACGCUGUAGUAGAAUAUCCUAAGCCAUACCAAAGUAUCUGCGUGACUGGGUACCAUGGAAAUCGGCCCUUGAAUAUCCUAAUCGGUACAGGGACAACACACAAUUUUAUUGAUUCAUCCAUGGCAGCUAAGUUAGGUUGUGAUACAUUUCCAAUCAAGCCGCGAUCUGUUAAGUCAGUUUUUGGGAAUGUUAUGGUUACCUCCAGAGCAUGCAACAACUUUCAAUUGUUAUUGCAAGGCACCUUGUUUAGUAUGGACUUGCAUCUACUUCCAUUGUCGACACAUUGUGACAUGGUUUUAGGAGGCAAAUGGAUACGUACCCUUGGGAUGAUUAAGUUUGAUUCUAAAGGUGUGGAGUUUUACUUCCAAGGUAAGAAACACCUGCUAUGUUACAAUGGAACAGUUGAAGGCAGCAAGCGCUGAGAGUCUUGGCAAAUUGACCUCAAAUUUCAUAUACUAGUAAUUGACCUGUUUUAAAUCUUUCUGUAAUGUUUCCUUUAUGUAUAGUAAUUGUAGUCAUCCUUAGUUCGUUAUCAUCUACCAGUGGUAUCUGUCAAUUUGGGAGUUGGUCGUACCAGCCUUGCAAGUUAUGAAUUCCAUUUUGUUUCAGUGUGAUCUGCAUUAUUGCUAUUGUGGAUUAAUUAUUGA